UCGCUUGCACAUAUCAUCACGCAUUAAGUUUUCAAUUAUGAACCUCUCAAUAGUAUUGUGCACGAUAGUUAUUGGAAUAUCCCAUUUAACAAAUGGACAAUUCCAAUGCCCCAAGAAGAACGGCCAGUACGAAGACCCGGUGCAAUGCGACAAGUUCUACGAGUGCAAAGACGGAGUGGCCACGACGAAACUGUGCCCUGACGGGUUAGUGUUCGACCCGCUGAACAGGAAGGUCAACAAAUGCGACCAGCCGUUCAGCGUGGAUUGUGGCGAAAGAUCCGAACUCCAAAAUCCGCAGCCCAGCUACUUGUGCCCGAGGCGUAACGGGUACUUUGCACAUCCUGACGAAAAAGUGUGCAACAUAUUCUACAACUGCAUCGAGGGCGACGGCACGGAAAUCGUGUGCCCCAACGGAUUGCAUUUCGACGAGUACGCGGGAUCAUGCGCUUGGCCCGCCACGGCCGGCAGGUCGGGUUGCAACGAGUCAGACGACAUGAAAUUGAAAGACGGCUUCACGUGCCCCAAAGAUAAGGCCUUCAACAGCCGGGGUCAGAACGUAGCGCACCCCGUGUUCGCGCACCCAGACGACUGUCAGAAGUUCUACGUGUGCCUCAACGGCAUCACCCCCCGGGAACAGGGCUGUUCCACCGGCGAAGUGUUCAACGAGGAGUCGCAAAAAUGUGACCAACCCGAGAACGUGGCUGGAUGCGAGAAUUGGUACAAAGACGAUCCACAAGUGCAACAGCAGCAACAGAACAAGAAUAAAAAACAAUAGUAGUUUCGCAUUGUUUUCUUGAACAUAAUAUAAUUCAUAUUAAAAUAUGUAUACUUUAAGUUACUAUAUAUAAUAUAUAUAUAUAUAUAUAUAUAUUAUAUAUAUGUGUGUGUGUAUAGCUUUAUACCAAGUCAAAUUUAAAAUCAUUAUUGUUACGAAUUUAUAUAUAUACAUAAUACAUACUAUGAUGUAAUACUAAAUAAAAUUUAACUUUAUUACAAUUACUUUUGUUGCAUUGUUUUUUUUUUUUAUUAGGUAUAUUAUUCCAGAAACAAUCUCUUGGAAAAUCUAACACCUAUUGUAAGCUAUUCAUUAAUUUAUUCUUCAGCCUCGGAAUAUAAUAAUAUAAUGUUGUAGUAACUUAGUUACGAAAAUUGGCUAAAAUAAGUAGGUAUGAAUAUAUUAUAAUAUAAGUCAAACUAUGUUAAAUUAAAUUCUCAGUAUAAAACAUGUACAUAUCAAUUGUUUUAAUAUUAUAUUUAUACCUAUAAUUUAAAAAUAUUAGACAUACAUAGGUAUAUAUUGUAUAUGAACAAAUAAAAUAUAAAUGAAUAUAAUACCAU
This is a messenger RNA of Acyrthosiphon pisum (pea aphid), 1338 nucleotides long. It is a transcript of the gene Cpap3-a1, whose product is annotated as cuticular protein analogous to peritrophins 3-A1. Gene Ontology annotation, cellular component: extracellular region. NCBI's taxonomy places the organism in Eukaryota, Metazoa, Arthropoda, Insecta, Hemiptera, Aphididae. Gene Ontology annotation, molecular function: chitin binding. The record is from RefSeq and is marked validated.